Molecule: messenger RNA, 3585 nt
Organism: Cololabis saira (Pacific saury)
Lineage: Eukaryota; Metazoa; Chordata; Actinopteri; Beloniformes; Belonidae
Gene: ift74
Product: intraflagellar transport 74
Exons: 21
Coding region: 335-2128 (597 amino acids)
Biological process (GO): cilium assembly; intraciliary transport involved in cilium assembly
Cellular component (GO): centrosome; cilium; intraciliary transport particle B
Molecular function (GO): beta-tubulin binding
Source: RefSeq, a predicted model, not a curated record
CUACAAAUCAAUAAAUAAAACAAACUGGUGUAGUGUAGUGCACAGUGACUGGUUAAAGUGAGUGAGCGAGUUUAAACAGCGGACGGCAGGGGGCAGCCGCGAGCCGUCCGGCUGGAUUUACGGGGGGAAGAAGGAGGUUGCCGUGGCAACAUCACCACCGUCUCCAGGAGGCUUUACUAUGCUAGCGUUUCCUCCGGGAUUCUUCCCUCUUUUAGAGAACAACUUAUCACAAAGGCAGAGUUUAAACCGGGAAUUAAUCACAACGUCGACGAAGACACCCCGAAGGAGCCGCGUUUAAGCAGCCUGACAGAACCGUCCUCCCCCCGGUGCAGGUAUGUCCAGCCAGCGGCCCCCCUCCAGCCUGGGCAGGCCCUCCAGCCGCAGCGGGGCCCCCGGGGCUGGGAGGCCCCCGACGACGGCCCGAGCCCCCACAGCCAUCCGGGUCCCCACAGGGAUGGUUCCUGGUACCGGUGGUGCUGGUGGUGUGAGGGGGGGCAUGCCCAACCCGGGAGUCCUGUCAGCUCCCAUCAAAGUGACAGACAGGCCUGUGACCCAGCAGGGCCUUAGUGGGAUGAAGACUGGCAUGAAAGGGUCUCAGAGGAAGGUUUUGGAUAAGUCCUACUACUUGGGCCUUCUCAGGAGUAAGACUAACGAGUUGGUCAUAGAGAUCAGCAAACUGGGCAAGGAGAUUGACAACUACAACCAGGAGAACUCUGUCUACCUCUCCUAUGAGAAAAGAGCUGAGGGCCUGGCUGCAGAAAUCAAGGACCUCCAAGGCCAGCUUGCUGACUACAACAUGUUGGUGGACAAGCUCAACACAAACACAGAGAUAGAGGAAAUGGUUAACGACUAUAACGUGUUGAAAGCCCAAAAUGACAGUGAAGCACAAAGUAUCGACAGUAUCUUCACUGAAAGGAGAGGGAGACAAGAAGCAAUCAACGCCCUUGAAGAGGAUAUCAGGAAGGAGCGACGUGUUGCUGACGAAGUUGUCAAGGCAAUGCCGGCCACAAAACGAGAGAAGUAUUUGAGCAUGACGUCAGCCAAUGAGGAACUGCUCCAGGAGCUGGCUGUUUUUCAGGAAGAGCUGGAUAUUCUGGUGACAAAGAAAGAGGACUACGAAGCAGAACUGAGCUACUCGCAGAUAAAGCAGGAAAUGGUGCGACUUCAUGACACCCUGUCAUCACUGGAGGUGAAGCGUGAAGCCAUGGAGGCCGAGCACAAGAGCCUGGGCUCCCCGAGCGAGGAGAGAGAAAAGCUCUAUAAACAGGUGAAAGAGGACAACCAGGAAAUAGCCAGCAUGGAGCGGCAGCUCACUGAGAUCAGGACCAGUACCAGCCAGAUGACGGAGACCCGACACCUGGAGGAGGAUUCAGGGCCAGCUCAGGGGGAGUGUCAUCAGAAAUAUAAGGAACUGAGGAAGAAAGAGGAAGAAAUUGGCCAGUUCCUGGAGUCGUUUGAGGAGCUGAAGGUCCAGGAGCUGGAGAAGCUGAGCCAGACCCAGGAGACCAUCGUCUCCCUGCUGGAGCACUGCAGCAGGAACAUGCUGUGGCUGAACCAGAUGGACACGGUGACGGCCAGCGAGCUGAGGAACAUGCAGGAGGUUCUGGUCAGCAAGGAGACGGAGGUGAUUCAGUCGGAGAGCACGGCCCGAGGGCUGACCACAGAGUCCCAGCGCCUGCAGCAGGACCUGGAGAAGGUGCAGCAGCUGGAGGGGAAGAUCACAGAGGAACUCACCACCCUGAAAAAGCAAGUGAGCACCAUGGAGUCGGAGCUGCACACCUACAGGGACCUGGACGCUCUGAGACACGCAGCGCAGGAGAAGAAGAAGAGACUCCUGCAGGACCAGGUGUCACUGACUCGGGGCCGAGAUUCAUUCCAGCAGCUGUUGGAGGAGAUGAACCAGAAACACGAAGUUCUGAAGACCAAACUUGAAGAAAACGAGACUCACGCUCAGCUGGCUAACCUGGAGAGGAAGUGGCAGCACUUGGAGCAGAACAACUUUGUGAUGAAAGAGUUCAUCGCCUCCAAGUCUCAGGAGAGCGACUACGGCUCCGUGGCCAAGAACGUCUCCCUGCAGGUGGCCGAGUACAACCAGAGCCUGAUCCAGUCCCUGCAGAACAAGAGUUAGACCCUGCACACUCGUCCUGCUGGCCGCUCCGUCCAACGACCUGAGCUGCUGGAAAACUGCCCUGUUCUUAAAGGGGGUGUUCAGCCGCAUUUUGUAAUAAACGUCCAAAAUGUAAUAACUUUUUCAUUUCAUUUUGUAAUAAACUGCCUCAUUUUGUAAUACAUUUUGCCACAUUAUGUAAUAAGUUAUUGCAUUUUGAGAAGAUUAUUAUAAAAUGCACUUCCAACUUUUUUAUUUUCUAGGAAAUGUAAUAUGGUGCAUUAUGUAAAUAAUACCUAUUAUUGUUUGUUUAACAAUGAAUUUAUAGAGUGACUUUUGUUUUUUAUGUCAUUUCAAAUCUAUGUACCGGUAUAAUACUCAGAAUAUAAAUUUAGGUGCCUAUUUGAAGUUUGGAAUUAUAUAGGCCAAUAACAAAUAAACUAUGCUUUAGAAUUAUUACAUAAUGCACCAUGUUAUUACAUUUUCUAGAGAAUAAAAAAGUUGCAAGUGCAUUUUGUAAUAAUCUCUUAUUACAUAAUGCGGCAAAAUUUAUUACAAAAUGCGGCAGUUUAUUACAGAAUGAAAUGACAAAGUUAUUACAUUUUGGACGUUUAUUACAAAAUGCGGCUCAACAGGGGGAAAAAAUGGCUCUUUUCAGUUUGAAGUUUGACUUUAGUGUGUAACUCUUGCAGCUGGCGAGAACCGUGCCAUUCUGUAAAAUGUUCCAACAAAAAGUAUAUUGGUACAAAGUCAGUUUUUUCCAUUUUUAUAUUUAUUGCUUUCAAUUACAGGACAAAAAACAGUUUGCAUAAAAUCCAAAUUCCACUCUAGAAAUAGAUUUGACCCUUCCAGUACAUGGAUAUGAAAGCCACAGUAAACAUCCCUGCUGAGUGGCAGCACUGCAGCGUUUCAGACCCGGGGUGGUGGUGAUGCAGGGACUUCCUGUCCGUCCACAUCUGCUGCUGCAUAACACCCAGAUGUUGAGGGAUCCUCAAGUCUUCAAGGAGAGAAAGAACUUUGCAGAUUUUGCAACAGAAAGUUGAUCAAAGUGAAACUGCUCAGAUCAACAGCCGGAUAUUUGGAGGGCAGUUCUCUCUCCACCACUGGUCACGUUCAGGAAACAAGUGGGAACUUGUACUUCAGCUUUAGAAAUAACGCAGUAAUGGAAGGCUGAGCAGUACUGGGAAAGAAAUGUACAAAGAUAAGCAGCACAUCUUUAAAGCCCUGAAGACAACCAGUAACGGCCCAAGAGUUUCAUCAAAUGUCUGCUGGAAAACAACAGUUUAACCUUCCUUCAGUGUUCAUUAACCCCCCCAAGUAACGGCCCACAAUUUAUGGCUUUUGUGUCACAAGUUCUCACAAACUUUUGAUGGACCAGUGGCUUCAACUAGAGGAACUGAAUAUACGGAGGAGACUACGGUGGCCGACAAGGGCCAAACACACUAACGGCCUAAUGCGUCUCAGUUUAGGAAAACGGC